Petromyzon marinus (sea lamprey) is the source of this 2491-nucleotide messenger RNA. RefSeq names its product presenilin associated rhomboid like (gene PARL). NCBI's taxonomy places the organism in Eukaryota, Metazoa, Chordata, Hyperoartia, Petromyzontiformes, Petromyzontidae. The record is from RefSeq and is a predicted model, not a curated record. Gene Ontology annotation, molecular function: serine-type endopeptidase activity. Gene Ontology annotation, cellular component: membrane.
CUGUUGUUGCGGGAGCGGAGCCGGACGUGACGUCGGUACAGGAGCCGGAAGUUCACCGGGUCAACAUGGCAGCCGUGUUGAGGGGCGCGUGUGUGGCGUGUCCUUCACUCUCACGGUGCCUGGUGCCAUGGCAGACUACGUGCCGUGGCUUCCGCCGUGUGGCCAAGGACGGGAGUCUUGUGCCCCCCCCUGCACGCAAUGGUUUGCUCCGUCCAGCCGAGUCCAUCCCGGGCGGAGGGCGAGGUUCUGCCGUUUCCCUCGUGCGUCCCCUGUUCUUCACCAUUGGAUUCUCGGGCUGUGCAUUUGCGACUGCCUCUAUCGUGCAAUACGAGGUGGUAAAACACCGCGUGAACAACUACCUGAGUGACGCGCGCGGUGCCUGGAUGGAACGCACACGGCCCAAAAAGAGUGGGGACAUCCGCAAACAGAUCAACCAGUGGUGGAACUCGCUGUCUGAGGGCGGCAGGACUGUCGCCGGCAUCAUCGCGAUCAACGUGCUGGUGUUUGGGAUGUGGCGGGUGCCGGCGCUGCAGUCGAGUAUGAUGCGUUUCUUCAUGUCCAACCCUGCCGCAAAGGCCCCGUGCCUGCCCAUGAUCCUGUCGUGCUUCAGCCACUACUCACCCAUGCACCUGGCGGCCAACAUGUACGUGCUGUGGAGCUUCUCCCACAGCGCCGUCUCCAUGUUCGGUCGCGAGCAGUUCCUCGCAUUCUACACAUCCGCAGGUGUUACCUCGUCGUUUGCGAGCUACGUCUUUAAGACGGUGACGGGAAAAUUCACCCCCUCCCUCGGCGCGUCCGGUGCCAUCAUGGCCGUGCUCGCUGCCGUCUGCACCCAGUUCCCCGACAGCAAACUCGCGAUCAUCUUCCUGCCCAUGAUCCCUUUCACUGCCAGCAGCGCUCUCAUGGGGAUCAUGGCUCUCGACACGACCGGACUCAUCCUGGGCUGGAAGUUGUUUGACCACGCGGCGCAUCUGGGUGGAGCCCUGUUCGGCAUUCUGUACGCGUGGCGGGGAAACGAAGUCAUCUGGCUGAACCGGGAACCGCUGCUCAGAAUCUGGCACAACAUCCGCUCCCGCGGGGGUGGCUCCUAGCCCCGAGGGCAUGGCCUAAGCCAUGAGGGGUGGGGCUUAUUACAAAAGGGGUGGGGUUUUGUCAGCAAGUGGGUGGGGCUCAAAGGGGGGGGGUGGAGUUUUGUUGGAGGGAGCUCUGGAACUUUGUGAAAACAUGGGGUGGGACUGGCCACAAAAUUGGGGGGAAAGGCUUUGUGUGGGAAAGUUUGGUGGGGCAUUGUAAGACUGGUGAGGUGGACCAUGUCACAAAGUCGGGGCGGGGCUUAAAAAGAAGAGAUGCGAGGGGAGGGGUCUAAAUAAACGAUGAUGGUGCUUGCUGUAAAAGGGGAAGGCAUUUUUUUUAAAGAGCAGUCAGGGCCAAGAUUAUUUUAAAAAAGGAGGUAGUUAACUUCAAGGAAUGGCUUUUACAAACGGGGCUGUGCUUAAUUUAAAAAGGACAAGUUAGAGUGAAAGUGCAUGAUGCUAUUAGAAGUGGGCAUGGUUUAUAAUUUAAGUGGAGCACAGGGUGUAAUGGAAAUAGGGUGGGGUUAAAGCAAACGUGGGCAGGGCCAGGCUAGAAGAGGCUGGGCCCAGUCAACUGACAUCGUGUCAUCAGACGUGGCUUCAGAGAAGCCUUUGUUACUCUGCUUUGAUAACGUCACACCAAUACAGUUAUUCUGAAUAAACAAAAACAUUAUUCGGGGGAGGCCGGGUGGCUUGGAUGCCAGUGCUGGACUAGCAUAGCUGAGAUCCUCAAUACAAAUCUGGGUUUCAGUCAUCCGUUGCUAAACCAGGUUCUUAAACAUAGCGAGCUGAUGGUCCCCGCUCGCGAUGUCACCAAUGACUGCACGAAAAAAAAAACAAUCACGUAAAAUUUGGUUCUGCACUUAAUAUUGGUAAUUUUUCGCUCUUAUGAUAAAAAAAAAAUAUUGGUUUGACUGUCAUAUGAUGAACAUUACUCGCUGCAGCAGGACAGGUGGGACAGUGCUGCUCUGCUUACUACUGUGUGCUACUUGGAAGAGAUAUCAGAGGUAGCGCCGUGCUAUCUUCUUUCCGUGAACUUUUCUCGGACCAGAGGGUUGUGCACUGCCGUUUCCAAGAUCCAGAUAGAUCCUUCUAGACUGAUAGCAUCAUAGAGAUAUUGUUGGAAAAUAGACAAAAACACACAUCGUGGCUCAUGAACAUGUGCAAGAGCGGUCGUGGAUAUAUUGGCUCUCAACACAAUCUGUUGGGAACCUAAGGAAGAUUUAAGUGUGUGUGUGUGUGAUGGCAUAAUGGAUUAGCCACUUCCUGUACCACAAUUGUAGCCUGAUCUGGUUCUGAACAGAUCAUUUCAGCCCAGAACAGACUCGGUCAAACUAUUGCCCAAAUGUAAUGUCUCUGACCUGACAAUGAAAAACAUGUAUUAAAGGCUACAUACACCGACGUGUUGCAGUUUGAAA